AAAAACUUUAAUAUGGGUAAUGUUAUAAGCAAGAAAUACACACGCCUUCGGGCCACAAAAGUUAAGGACACAACUCUUAUGUUGUCUCCCCAAGUAUCUUCCGCAGCACUUGAUGCAAAAAUUGAGUCUGUUACGAAUGAAAGCUUUGGAACGGCCUCCAACUUAAUAAAGUAUAUCGAACCAGUAGUCAGUUCCAUUGAUUCAGAAUCUGGAGACGGUUGGAUCACCAAACGUCAUCAAUCUGAUGCCAGCGUUACCAUCAAACUCUGCGGCAUCGCUCAUAUCCUCGGUCUUGAUAUUGAUACAACAGGAUUUAAUGAGAUGUGCCCUACACAUGCUCUCGUAGAAGGUUACCAAGUGACUGAUAAAGACACUAAUGGCAUGUGGACCACUUUGAUUGAUUAUGAACAACUUACUGAAGAUGGUCAUAAUAUCUUCCAAAUCCACGAUGAGGAGAACUACUCUCACGUCAGAUUGACUGUCUGUCCUGGAGGUGGCAUUGCUCGCUUCCGUGUUUAUGGUGAAAUCAGUCCUGAUUGGCCAGACCUUUCACAACAAUAUAAUUUAUCUUCAGCAAAUGACGGUGCCCGAAUCGUUCAUUGGUCUGAUUUAGAAAGCCGAAACAAGCCUAAUGUCCUUUUGGAUAAUGGCGCUUUAACAACACAAGGCUGGUUAACACCACGCUCUAAAAGAACACCACGCAAUGACUUCAUUGUGAUUAAAUUAUCCUCUCCUGGCAAUCUUAAUUCCAUCCAAGUGGAUACCACAGGAUUUAAAGGAAAUUCCCCAUUGAUGAUUCAAGCCGAUGGUUGUAACUCCAAGGAAACCAAUCCCUGUAAUAGUAAAAAUACAAGAUGGUCCUUAUUAAUUCCUGAAUCACCAAUCACCGAUAACUGUGUGAACUCAUUCCAAGUAUCUGAGGUCACAACAGUCACACAUGUCCGAUUGACAGUAAUCCCUGAUGGUGGCAUCCAACAAAUCAAAUGUAUCGGAUUUCCUCAACAAAAUUACAGUAAGAAGGAAACACCUCGUAAAGUUAAUACCAGUGUCCAUGACACCCACUAUUCCCAACCCACCGCCAGCCAAUCAGGCAUUCCUCACGAAAUGCCUCUAACGUCACCUACUGCGGAGGAGUUUAUAUCUAUCACAGAUCCAGAUCUUUACGAGGAAUCGAUCAUUGAAGAAUUGAAUGGUAGCACCACCCAAUUACUGAUUCCCGCCAAUGCAAGCAAUACCCAUGACCAUAUCACUGCCGAACACAAGGAGGAACUCGAGGUGAACGAGGCACCUCUUGUUGAGCAAUUGAAUAUGACACAAAUGCAUUUUACACCACCUACUGCGGAGAAUCUCAUUCCAAUCACAGAUCCAGAUCUCUAUGAGAAAACGAUCAUUGAGGAAUUAAAUGGUAGCACUACCCAAUUAUUAAUUCCCGCCAAUGCAAGCACCGACCAUGACCAUAUCACUGUUGAAGACAAGAGGGAACUCGAGGCAAGCGAGAAACCUCUUGUUGAACAAUUAAACAUGGCACAACUCCCCAUCGCACCAGUCAGUGUUCAAUCAUCCCAAAACACUGUACACCCUCACAGCACUGGCAAUUCUUACAACACUGAAGGUUUCCAAACCAUUGUAAGUGAACAAACAAUCAUCGAGGAGACCACAACCAUUAUCGAAGAAAUAGUAGAGCCUGAAGCCAUGGACAUUGAACCAGAAAUACACGCUUUAAAGCGAAAGUCUUCUACCACCCGUUCCGAGCCCUCUGCCACCAAGAAAAGAGCAGUCUCAUCAAGAGCUGUUUCACCAAGAGCCGCCUCUCUCAGGUCAGCAAGCAGAGGUACCACACCAAGGGCCACAACUCCCACUGCCACAACGCCAAGAGCCACAACGCCUGACUCUCCUAAGACUAAAUCUAAACGAGAUAAUUUAGGAUUGGUCACACCACCACCAGGUCCUGAAUUGUCUCGUGCAAGAUCUGCUGUCUGGAAUGAGGCAGAUGCCUUACCACCCGCAAGGAAGACCCGUCGUUCAAGAAAGAAAUAGACGUGGUAUAAAAAAAUUUACAAGACAAAAAAAAAAAAAAUAGUAAAAUAGCAUCAUAGCAAAAAUAGCAAUAAAAAGUAAUACAGUAACUCCGCC
Molecule: messenger RNA, 2133 nt
Organism: Mucor mucedo
Lineage: Eukaryota; Fungi; Mucoromycota; Mucoromycetes; Mucorales; Mucoraceae
Product: galactose-binding domain-like protein
Exons: 5
Coding region: 13-2037 (674 amino acids)
Biological process (GO): allantoin catabolic process
Molecular function (GO): allantoicase activity
Source: RefSeq, a predicted model, not a curated record